This is a messenger RNA of Larimichthys crocea (large yellow croaker), 1747 nucleotides long. It is a transcript of the gene gps2, whose product is annotated as G protein pathway suppressor 2. The transcript has 11 exons. Gene Ontology annotation, biological process: regulation of transcription by RNA polymerase II. The record is from RefSeq and is a predicted model, not a curated record. Gene Ontology annotation, molecular function: transcription coregulator activity. Lineage: Eukaryota; Metazoa; Chordata; Actinopteri; Sciaenidae. The coding region runs from base 198 to 1199 and encodes 333 amino acids. Gene Ontology annotation, cellular component: transcription regulator complex.
CAGGGGGAAAAAGUCGGACUUGGCACCGGAAGCUCAACAUAAUCACCCGGGCCGACAAACCCUCAGUGUGUUUAUAUUUUGGACAGAAGUUUCUUUGCAGACACUCACCUCAGACUAACAAACCCCGCGAGGUCGGAUAAGCUUCUUAUUAAACGACCCACAAAGAAAUAAAACUGGCCCCUCCACUGCCUGUCACCAUGCCCGCCCUGCUGGAGAGACCCAAGCUGUCCAACGCGAUGGCGAGAGCCCUCCACAAACACAUCAUGAGGGAGAGGGAGCGCAAGAGACAAGAGGAGGAAGAGGUGGACAAGAUGAUGGAGCAGAAGAUGAAGGAGGAGGAAGAGAGGAAGAGGACAAAGGAAAUCGAGGAGAGGAUGUCUUUAGAAGAAACCAAAGAACAGGUAAUGAAGAUGGGUGAAAAGCUUCAGGGACUCCAGGAAGAGAAACACCAGCUUUUCUUACAGCUCAAAAAAGUCCUUCACGAAGAGGAAAAGAGGCGCAGAAAGGAGCAGAGGUACGAUAUCACGACGUUGACGUCAGCCAGCUAUCAAUCCAGCCUGCCCAUGCACGCGGGACAGCACAUCCUCAGCAUUCAAGGCAGUCCAGUCAGCCACAGUCGACCUGGCGCUCUGCUUGGAGAACGUAGCAAACAGCUGUUCCCGGCUGCCGUGAUUCCAACGCGUCACUACCAGACGGCAGGCUUCAGCUCGGGCUCAGCAGAGCACGGGCAGUUCAGCGGGGCCCAGGGCGUCCACGAGCCCUAUGGCGUGGCUCAGCCCCAGCACCCCUCCACCUACGCCCCCGGACCAUCGGUGCCUGUCAGUUUCGCGAGCAGCUCUCAGAUCAGAGGUGCAUCUGCCUUUCAGGCCAUGCAGUACCUCCCCCACCAGCAGCCGGGCUACCCCGUCCACAGUCACUUCACCUCCCAGCCUGGAUACAUUCCUGGAGCAGGGAUACCGCUCCAGAAGCAGCUGGAACAUGCAAACCAACAGUCAGGCUUCACUGACGCAGGUGCUUUAAGGCCUAUGCAUCCACCAGCCAUGCAUCCUUCUGCUCCAGGACUGCUGCCUACACCAUCAAUGGCGGUCCAGAUUCCCACUGCAAAGUCCCCGUUCCAGAGCUCUCCCCAGGGUGCUCCUCGCCACAGCUUCCUCCCUCACAGCCAGCCCGGGCAGAGGUUUUACCACCACGGCAAGUAACUCACAGCCACCUUCAUCAUCAUCAUCGUCAUCAUCGUGGAGAUUUCACAGCUCUGUUCAAGAUUCUGGAGAAUCUUUUGGACGAGGAACGGAUCUUCAAAAUGCAGUCAUUAGGCAGGAUUGUGCCAUAUGAUUCAUUUCCUGUAUACUAUCCUGUUUUGAGCUUCUUUUUUUUUUUUACUUCAGAUGUUAAUUUGUAAAAUAGAUUCUUUUACCUACACUGUGAAGCCUUUCUGGAGGUGCUUCAAUGUUUAUAACAUGUACAAAGCAAGACUGCAUGAACCAGAGCUGAUCCCUUGUAUACUAACAUUCACAAACACGUCAUGAGACGCUUUAGUGUCUCUGCUCUUUAAAAACUGGCAUAAAGGCAUAAAAAUAUUCAGUUAGAAUACACACUACUAUAGGUCAAACAUUGAUUCUACAUCCUGUUCCUCUGUGGUGACUCCUGGUUCAGUCAAGAUGGACAUUUAUCUGACAAAGUGUUUUAGUUUUAAGUCCGCUGUUUUUAAAGCUUUUAUGUUGCAGAAUAAAACCAUAAGCAAACGCCA